Molecule: messenger RNA, 6660 nt
Organism: Pogoniulus pusillus (Red-fronted tinkerbird)
Lineage: Eukaryota; Metazoa; Chordata; Aves; Piciformes; Lybiidae
Gene: CAMKK1
Product: calcium/calmodulin dependent protein kinase kinase 1
Exons: 17
Coding region: 202-1992 (596 amino acids)
Biological process (GO): intracellular signal transduction; protein phosphorylation; positive regulation of protein kinase activity
Cellular component (GO): cytoplasm
Molecular function (GO): ATP binding; calcium/calmodulin-dependent protein kinase activity; calmodulin binding
Source: RefSeq, a predicted model, not a curated record
CAUUGCUGUGGGCUUCAGCUCUUCCACUGGGCUGUGGGGUUCUGCUCCCCCUCAGCAUUGCUGCAAGUUGCAUUUGGGCUAUUUCAUAGCAUCAUUGAAUCAUGUGGUUUGGGAGAAACCCAGCACUGCCAGGGCACCACCCUUGGUGACCUUCAUGAGGUUCCCUCUGCCCAGCUCUGAAGCCUGCCCAGGUCUGACUGAAUGGCAUCACAGCCUGAGGAGUGUCAUUUUGGGGCCAGCAGCAGACUGCCUGAGACUCCACUGCAUCUCUUCAUCCAGGUAUUUCGUGGAGCAGCUCCCUCCUGCCCUGUCCAUGAGCACUUGCACCACAGCUCUCUGCUGUCCCAUCUGAGACCACAGCAGCUGGAUGUGGCCAUGGGGGACUCUCCAGCAGAUGCCAAAGCUGGAGCCAUAGAGGUGGGCUGCAAAGACCCCCAGACUGAGCUGGCAGAACAGGUGGCAGCCAUGGUUGUGGCUGCUGGCAGCAGUGAAGACAGCGAUGCAGUCUUUGCUGAGGGCACCAAGGAGAUCCGGAGCAAUGCGGUCGGCAGUGAGCUGCUGCCCUGUCAGCCACCGGAGGAUGCUCGCUGGAGACAGGCUGCCAAGAGGCCUCUCACUAGACCUGUGCUGUCCAGCAGGAAGUUGUCUCUUCAGGAGAGAUCAUCAGGAGGUUGUCUGGCUUCUAGCAGCAGCCCAGGAGAUGGUCCCUAUGCCACGGGACCCUCCCCACGCAUCGUGAGGAGACCGACGAUAGAGUCCCACCGGGUGUCCAUCUCAGAUGCUGAGGACUGUGUGCAACUUAACCAGUACAAGCUGCAGAGUGAAAUAGGCAAGGGCUCUUACGGCGUGGUGAAGCUGGCGUACAACCAGAGCGACGACAAGCACUACGCUAUGAAAGUCCUCUCCAAGAAGAAGCUGUUGAAGCAGUAUGGAUUCCCACGUCGGCCUCCGCCCAGGGGGUCAAAAGCAUCCUCGGGAGAGCAGCCCAAACCCAUGGCCCCGCUGGACAGAGUCUACCAGGAAAUAGCCAUCUUAAAGAAACUGGACCAUGUCAACAUUGUGAAGCUGAUAGAGGUUCUCGAUGAUCCUGCAGAGGACAACCUCUACUUGGUGUUUGACCUCCUGAGGAAAGGGCCUGUGAUGGAGGUGCCCUGCGAGCAGCCCUUCGGCGAGGAGCAGGCUCGGCUCUACUUCCGAGACAUCGUCCUGGGCAUCGAGUACUUGCACUACCAGAAGAUCAUCCACAGGGACAUCAAACCUUCCAACCUGCUGCUGGGGGACGACGGGCACGUCAAGAUCGCCGACUUCGGCGUCAGCAAUCAGUUCGAGGGCAGCGAUGCCCAGCUCUCCAGCACGGCAGGCACCCCAGCCUUCAUGGCACCAGAGGCAAUCUCACACACUGGCAAAAGCUUCAGUGGAAAGGCUCUGGACGUGUGGGCCAUGGGGAUCACCCUGUACUGCUUUGUUUAUGGCAAGUGCCCUUUUAUAGAUGAAUAUAUUCUGGGUCUUCAUAACAGGAUCAAGAACAAGCCUGUGGAGUUCCCAGAAGAAGCACAGCUCAGUGAGGAGCUCAAGGACCUGCUGCUGCGCAUGCUUGAUAAGAACCCAGACUCCAGGAUCACCAUCCCUGAAAUCAAGGUGCACCCCUGGCUGACCAAGAGUGGCCUGGAGCCGCUGCCACUGGAGGAGGAGCACUGCAGUGUGGUGGAGGUGACAGAGGAGGAGGUGAAGAACUCAGUGAAGACCAUUCCCAGUCUGCCAGCUGUGAUCCUGGUGAAGGCCAUGCUCCGCAAGCGCUCCUUCAGCAACCCCUUCGAGGCGCAGGCCAGGCGGGAGGAGAGGUCCAUGUCUGCCCCUGGCAACCUGCUGAUGGACAGGUUCCUCCUAACCACCUCUGUGCAUUUGCAUCCAUCCUUAAGAAAAGAGGAGAGCAGAGAAGGAGGCUGCGACCUGGAGCUGCCGGACGUCAGUGAGGACGAAGCCACAUCCUGAGGCCGUGGGGCUGCUGCUGUACUACCCAUCGUGGUGUUGUCUAGCACACAUCUGCCCUCAUCACCACAUCCAGGGCCUGCAAAGCAGAGGAAAAAGAAAAACCACCAAAAAGGACCAGCCCAGGAGAGCAGAAUGGAGGAGCCAAGCAGCAGGAAGGAAAGGAGCAGGUCCUCUGCUGGCUCAGCCCUGCCUGCUCUCUCUCCUGCAAGGUCUCAGUGUGCUUCUCCCUCUGUGCCUUGCUCUCCACUCAUGCUUCACAACUGGGCUUCGUGGGUGGGUGUCUGGCCCAUCAGCACGGUUUGAUCUGGAAGGCAGUGAAUCAAACCUGCUCUCCUGGGUCAUUUUCUCCAGAGAUUUUUUCCUUGCUUUUUUGCAUCCUGGGUUGGGCACCAGGUAACCCCAGAUGGCAUCAGAGCCAGGAUUUGGGGCACAAUUAGCACAGGGCUAAAGCUCUCCUGCACAUCAGGACACAGUCCUGCUCCUGGUGGAGCUGGUGGCAAAGUGUCUGAGGCUGUCAGUGGGACGAGGAGCUCCUGCUGCUGGGGUGACCACUGGCACCCAUCUUUGCUUCUCUUUUUUCUCCCCUCCUCUUGCCUCACAGUUGUGCCUGGGGUUGGUCCUGCUGCCACUGGCUGCAGUCAGGGCAGUGUGGGGACAAAUCCCACAGUGUUCCCUGUCACUUGCACUCAGCCUCUGAACCUCAGGGGGCCCAGGAGCACUGGGAUGUGCAUGGCAAAGCUUAGAGCACUCAGGACAUCUGCUGACCAGCUGGGGCUGUCCUCAGAGAGCUGGGCUUGGGCUCCAGCAGCUGCACUCAGCCCUGCACACAGGGGUGUGGGUCUCAAAGCUGAGGAGAAGUGGCAGGUUUGGGGGUUAUUUUCUUUAGGGGUCCUGUCCUUCCCCUCACUCAUCUCCUAGUUCCUUUGCAAUUAUGUCCCUGCUGCUUUUUAAGCUUUAAUUUCCUCAUCUUCUAAACAGGAAGAGGAAACUCUUAAUGUCAGGGGUGCUGGAGGCCUGGAGCAGGCUGCCCAGAGAGGCUGUGGAGUGUCCUUGUGUGGAGAGCUUCCAGCCCCCCUGGGCAUUGUGCUCCUGAGCAAGCUGCUAUGGGUGCCCUCCUGGAGCAGGGGGUUGGACUGGGUGAUCCCCAGAGGUCCCCUUCUGCCCCACACUGUGCUGGGAUUCUGUGAUAAAUGACCCAGAAUGGGAGAGGUCCAUAGGAUGGAAAAUAUUAGUAGAGGGCUUUAGCCUAAGGAAGGCUACAGGACACAGUGAAGUCAGCUCCAGAUCUUCUGCUGCCUUUGAAGGCUUUCAUCUUUCCCUUUAUUUUCAGAGUGUAACCUUCAUGCACAUACUGAUGCUGGGGUUCAUGCAUAGGUUGCUUCUCAACUCAUCUGACAACAGGCAAGAGGUUGCCUGCACAAAGGCCAAGGUGCCUGCAGGGGUGUGGGACUUCACUGCUGCACUCAGAGGUUCUGCACAGUGAGGAUGAUGAGGCACUGGCACAGGAUGCUCAGGGAUGUGGUUGAGACCCCAUCCCCAGAGACAUUCAAGGUCAGGCUUGAUGUCAGCCUGGGCAGCCUGCUCUGGAGGUGUCCCUGCUGCCUGCAGGGAGUUGGACAGGGUGACCUCGGAGGGUCCCUUCCAGCCCAGUGCAGUCUGUGAGAGUCAGUCGCAGUGGCACCAACCCACCAAGCACACCAGAGCUUCCCCUGCAGCUUCAUGGGCUCUCAGCCUGCCCCUGGCAAGCCAAGGGGACUGGAGUCUCAGUCUGCAGCACUGCAAUCAAGGACACCAUCACCUCUGGCUGCAGUUGGUCAUCUUGCAGUUGGUCAGGCUGAUCCUGAGGGCCUGGCACUUUGUUGCCUCAGGUUUGAGCAAGGGGACAGCUGUCCGAGGGUUGCACUGGUGCUCCCCCUCUGACUGCAGCCUACCUUGGCACUUCCCAGCGUUUUCAUAGCUGGGCUUUGCUGCUGGGGCCUUCUGCUGCCCAUCUCUGCCCUGAGACCUCCCCUUGCUGUCUUGGUGGGAUGCCCAGGAGUGGUCUCCAGCCCCACAAGUCACCUGGACACAUUAGCAAAUUGGGUAAUAAUAUUGUGGUUAAUUAAUUUUGAGGAGACCUUUAAUUAUCAAAGGCAAAAGCAUUGGAUCCUGGUGACUGCUCUGGGCUUGUGCUCUGCACUGCUCAUAUCCAGGAUGUAAGUCCUGCCUGUGUCUGUGUCUCACCAGCUGUGUGCUUAGCAUCCCCUGAGGCCAUGGGGUCCACAACCAGUCCCAUGGGCGGGCACCUGAGCCUGUGCUUGGACCCUGCUGCCCUGUAGUGAAGGUUGAAGCACCCAGUGAAAAGGAGUGAAAGUGGAAAUGGGACUUCAGGAGGCCUUUGGACACUGUGUCCCAUAGCAUCCUCCUAGGGAAGCUCAGGAAAAGUAAGAUGAGUAGGCAGUGCUGGGUUGAACUGCAUGGAGGACAGAGCUCAGGGGAUUGUGAUCAGCAGUGCAGAGUCCAGCUGGAGGCCUCUAGCUCAUGGUGUGCCCCAGGGGUCAGGACUGGGUUCAGUCUUGUUCAACAUCUCCAUCAGUGACCUGGAUGAAGGGAUGCAGUGGAGCCUCAGGCAGUCUGCUGCUGGUCCCAAACUGGGGGCAGUGCUGACACCCCUCAGGCUGUGCUGCAUUCAGCCAGACCUGGGCAGGCUGCAGAGCUGGGCAGAAGGAACCUCAUGAAGGUCACCAAAGGGCAAGAGCCUCCUGGCCCUGGGCAGGAACAACCUCCUGCAGCAGAACAGCUGAGAGGGGACCUGUUGGGAAGCAGCUGUGUGGAGGAGGUCAGAAGCAGUUGCAGGUUGGGUGUGGAAAAGCAGUGCUUGUGCAGGUCCACAUCUGAAGGGAGCCUGGUAAGGGGAGGAGGUAGCUGCAGCUUGCUGAAGGGACUCCCAGGAUGGGGUUUGAUUGCUUAGUUACUGCCAGGGAGGAGCUGGUGGCAGGAAUUUUAUGUUCUUUCAGCACAGCUCCACAGUCUGAAGCCAUCAGCAGUGCUGUGGCAGGGGCUGAAGGAGGUUUUUCUCCAGCUCUGAGGUUUGUGGCCAGAGAAGUUCAUUUUGCUCUCUCCAGAUUGCUGCUUUCUCCCUCACAGCUCCUCUCUCUGGAUGUGUUCAAGGCCAGGCUGGGUGAGGCCUUGAGCAGCCUGGGCUGGUGGGAGGUGUCCUCGCCUGUGGUAGGGGGUUUGAAAUCGCUGAGCUUUAACCAACUCAUUCUGUGAUUCUCUAUCUCAAUGAUCUUGGCCGUGGAGCUUUGUCCUGCCAGCCCAGGGGCUUCAUCCCAGCCCUGCAGAGCUGCAACCUCUUUCUAAGGGUUGCAGUGCCCUCAUUCUUGCUCAGAGCUCCACAUCCCCCACCCACUGCAGCAACCAACAUCCCAUAGCUGGUGCUUGGUGCUUUCUUAGCCCAGGCAGCAGAGGCAGGUGUGUGAGAUGCUGUUGGAUGAUCGAGGUCAUGCCUUGGUGCAGCUGCUGCAGGAGCUCCAGAAACCAGCACAGCAAGGACUGUGCUCUCCCCACUGCUGCUGUGUGUGUUUAAAAGGAUCAUUUAUGGUCUUGGACACCUUCAUCACUGAUGUUUAUGGUGGGACUCAAUGAUCUUAAGUCUUUUCCAACCUGAAUGCUUCUGUGGUGUCCAGACAUGGAGCCCACCCUCUCUGUUCUGGCUGCUCAGUGUUGCUGCUCUGCUGCAGUCAAAGAUGGUCCUUCCUGUGGCCAGGCAGCCUCAGCUCUGUGUUGGGUGGUGGCAGGAGAGGCGAGGUCCUGCCUGCUGCCAGGGGUUGGGAGCUCCAUAAAGUGGAAGCAUUUCCAAAGGAGGCUGUGCUGCAGUGCCUGCCCAGGGUUCUGCUGAGAGUGUGAGCACUGCCUGGGGCCAGCAGGACUGCUGAGGCCAGGAAGCAGGCAGUGAGCUUCUGUGUGUGUCUCACUGAGCCUGGAUCCCAAACUUUUCCAGGGAGAUGGUGGAGUCCCCUUCCCUGGAGGUGCUCCAGAGCUGUGUGGCCAUGGCACUUGGGGCCGUGGUGGUGCUGGGUCGAUGGCUGGGCUGGCUCAGCCUGGAAGCCUUCUGUGAUUCUGUGCCACGUUGGCAGGGUUUGCUGAGCCCUGGGCUGCCUUUGCUGGCCCACAGCCUCCUACGGAAGGCUGUGUUCUGAUCAGCUCCCUCCCAGCCUGGAUGAACCUGGAUUAUUCCAUGGCUCUGACGCUCUGAUCACAGCCUCCCAUGGGAUCAGGGAAGGAAAGGCGCUCAGGAGCUGCCUCUCCGCUGGCCUGCCCUGGUGCCAGGUAUGCUCAGAGUGGCUGUUGGAGCCCAGGCCCUCAGCUGGUUACCAGAAGCCACAGGAGCAUUCCAAAGCCCCAGAGGACCUCAGCUGUGGGUGGUGAGGAUGGAGCUGGCUGCUCCGUGCUGUCCUUUCGCUGCUCUCUCUGCCUCUCCUGCUGUGUCUGCCUCUCCUGUUCUCCUCGGUGUCCCACUCCGCCCCUGUCCGUGCUCUGCUGUGCCCCCGGCGUGGUGGAUCUGCACUCAGUACUGUAAUGGCAGGGCUGUUACACUGUAAAUACUGUACCAUGAAGAGAGAGGCUAUUUUUGGCAUGCUUUUGUACUGCAGAACUGAGGAUGACAAUAAAGCCACAGAGCCCACA